AUGUCAUCAUCAUCAUCAUCAAGUGGAUAUGUAAAAUCCAACAAUAAGAAAUCAAUUUUAACCAAUUUAAGAUCCAAUUCCUUGUUUUAUUGGUUUCUUGGUUUAAUUCUCUCCCUUCCAUAUGCUUUCUAUCAUUAUGUACAAAUAUAUGAAUCAUCGUGGAUACAUUUAACGUUGGGAACGAGAUUUGGAUGGGGAUGGAUGUCAUCGGAGAAGGUUUGGAGUUUACUUCAUCAAAUGGGAGAAGAAGGAAGGUAUCAUCAUAUGAUGUAUCAAGGAGUAGCCUUGUUUAUAGUUGUGGCCUUUGUUAAAUUAUUUUGGAGAUUUGAUAAGAGAGCACUCUGGGUCAAUCUCUUGUUUGGACUUUUCGUCUUGUCGAGUUUGAUGGAAAAGAUCAUGAUUGGAGUACUUGUUCAUAGAGCAUUAUAUAUGGAGACUGCACAGGGUGAGAAGGAAUUUAAUUCGGUGCUGGAUUUUUCGAAUGAAUAUUCUUCAACUAUUACUUGGUUGAAUUUUAUUGGAAAGAGUGAUAUUUGGAUGGUCAUGAUGAUUAUUAUUGAUAUGAUUGUGAAACCUAAAUUGAUGCAAUCUAUUAAUCGUAAUAAUUAUCAAUUUUAA
This is a messenger RNA of Naegleria gruberi, 618 nucleotides long. RefSeq lists its product as uncharacterized. NCBI's taxonomy places the organism in Eukaryota, Heterolobosea, Eutetramitea, Acrasida, Naegleriidae. Bases 1 to 618 code for a protein of 205 amino acids. The transcript has a single exon. The record is from RefSeq and is a predicted model, not a curated record.